AAACACAAAGAGUGUCUUGGAGCACAAAAACUAAAAGAUGGAUUGUGACAGAGCUUGCAUGGACCGGUGCCCACUUCAUUAGAUGCACAGUGUUAGCCAAGCCUUCUCAUAUGCGAUAUACAUGCAAAGCAAAUGCACAACCUGAAGCAACCCUCCACCAGUACAUAAUAAUGGGCUCAGAAGGCCAUGAGAUGCAAGAAUUAAAUGUACAAAGUUCUCCAAAGCUGCACUUCCAACCUCCUAUCAUGUUAACUUAAUUGGCCACUGCAGUUUUGUUCUGUUCAGAGCAUCUUAAGUGUGUUUUUAUCAAGCCUCUUAAUAAAGGGAUUUUCUACCAAUAAUCAUCACCAUCUUUAAAAGUACUUGUAGGUAAAGGUAUGUAUAAGUGCAGAGUGUGCCUCGUCUCGCCUUCCAUAGAUUUUGAGACUUCUUCUUCCCCGUCUUUAAUGAUAGGGGUUCUAAUCUACAAGAGCUUCUGCCAGCCUAGGGGUGCCAACCCUCCAGGACUAGUCUGGAGUCCCCACGAAUUGGCAUCAGUGAGUCUUCUUGCUUCUUGAAAGCAACCCUGGAAAAACACUGAAGGGUGAGGAAUACUGAGAGUCCUGGAAAAACACGGAAGGGAAAAACACGGAAACUCCAGGAGCCGUUUCAGACCCAGCUGGCACCACAAUAAGCCUGUUCUUCUUCGAGGUGGCACAGGACUCCUGUUUGUGUUCACUGUGACCGAGUAACAGCCCGCUCUGGUGCUUUUAGCAGGAGAAGGCGCUCACACAGACUUUGGGGCCUGCCCCGGUUAUCCAUCAACCCACCCAGACACCCUCAAGCGACAGCGGUGGGUGGAAGUCGGAGGCAGACCGACGCCCGCGCCGCCUGCCUCCUCUUCCUCGCUGCACGCACACAGGCGGCGGCGCCCCCUCGCUGCCCGUCACUCCGCCGUGCAGCAACCGCGGCGGCCGUCGCCUCCCCCGCCAUGCCAAGGGACGAACAAGGCGCUCUCCACCCGGCCUGCGCUCGCUUUGCCUCGGCGACCUAAGGAGGCUGGGCUGAAGUGAGCCGGGGGAGGGACGGCCCGGAACGCCUCUCUGCGGGAGCUGCAGCAGGCAGACAGGCCGGAGGGCGGGAAACAGAAGAGAGCGGCAGCGGCGCGGCGGCGGCGAUACGCGCUUCAGAGGAAAACAUCCUGUAACCUCAGCCUGUUGGGAUAUGGAAUCAAUUUCUAUGAUGGGAAGCCCUAAAAUCUUAAAUGAAACUUUCUUGCCAAAUGGCAUCAAAAGCAUCAAGGACACCACAAAGAUCACAAUAGGCAUAAUUGGAAGUGGGGACUUUGCAAAAUCCCUGACCAUUCGCCUUAUCAGGUGUGGCUACCAUGUGGUCAUAGGAAGCAGGAAUCCGAAGUUUGCUGCUGAGUUCUUCCCACAUGUUGUUGAUGUCACCCAUCAUGAAGACGCUGUAGCCAAAGCAAGCUUAAUUUUCGUCGCCAUACACAGGGAACACUAUGCCACUUUGUGGGACCUGAAGCACCUGCUUGUUGGUAAAAUCCUUGUAGAUGUUAGCAACAACAUCAGAGUCAACCAGUAUCCAGAAUCCAAUGCAGAAUAUUUGGCAUCGCUUUUCCCAGAUUCCCUUGUUGUCAAAGGAUUCAACGUUAUUUCAGCCUGGGCCCUGCAAUUAGGACCAAAGGAUGCCAGCAGACAGGUCUGCAUAUGUAGCAACAGUGUUCAAGCUCGCCAUCAAGUUAUUGAACUUGCUCGCCAGCUCAACUUUAUUCCUCUUGAUUUGGGUGCUUUAUCGUCUGCAAGAGAGAUUGAAAAUUUACCUCUGCGACUGUUCACACUGUGGAAGGGACCAGUGGUAGUGGCUGUUAGCCUGGCCACCUUCUUUUUCGUCUAUUCAUUCAUCCGAGAUGUAAUACAUCCAUAUGUGAGGAACCAACAGAGUGAUUUCUACAAGAUUCCUAUUGAAAUUGUGAAUAAGACAUUGCCAGUGGUAGCUAUCAUUUUACUGUCUUUAGUGUAUUUAUCAGGGCUCCUGGCAGCUGCUUACCAACUUCGUUAUGGCACCAAAUACAAACGAUUUCCACCCUGGUUAGAAAACUGGUUGCAGUGCAGAAAACAACUGGGACUUCUUAGUUUUUUCUUUACAACAGUGCACGUGGUUUACAGCCUCUGUUUGCCCAUGAGGAGGUCAGAACGGUACUUAUUCCUCAAUAUGGCUUAUCAGCAGGUCCAUGCAAAUGUUGAAAAUUCGUGGAAUGAGGAAGAAGUAUGGCGCAUUGAAAUGUAUGUCUCCUUUGGAAUAAUGAGCCUUGGACUGCUUUCUCUGCUGGCUGUAACUUCUAUUCCUUCAGUAAACAGAUCACUAAACUGGAGGGAAUUCAGUUUUAUUCAGUCCACACUUGGAUAUGUUGCUCUGCUCAUAAGUACUUUCCAUGUAUUAAUUUAUGGAUGGAAAAGAGCCUUUGAAGAAGAAUACUACAGAUUUUACACACCACCAAACUUCGUUCUUGCACUUGUUUUGCCAUGCAUAGUAAUUGUGGGUAAGAUCAUUUUGCUUCUGCCAUGUGUAAGCAGGAAACUGAGACGGAUAAGAAGAGGAUGGGAAAAAAGACAAUUUAUGGAAGAUGGAAGUGGAGCUGGUUCACAUCCUUCACCGGAAAGAGUUACAAUCAUGUGACUGUACUGCAGUGCUGUUGUGCCUGUUAGCAUUUUCCUUUCGAAGUUCUGUAGUUCAUGAGUACAUAUAGGUUUUGCUGUAGAGACUUAACAAAUUGGUCUAUGGUAAUAAGUGAUACAUGGUGAUAAAUUAUCAGAAAACAGACAACUUUGGAUAGAGGCAGGCAUAACAUUCUGAGUGUGGAAGUCGUUUGAACUCACAUCAUUUGGACACAUAUCACAUAAAUAUGAGCAUUCAGAGGCUUAUGUUUGCUGGGAAGAGAACAUGUAUUCAAAAGUUUUAGUACAUUAAGGCUGCAGUCUUAAGCACAGUUACUAGGGAGUAAGUCCCAUUAAUCAAUGGGGUUUACUACUGAUUUGGGGUUUACUACAUGCUUAGGAAUAUACUGUCAGAAUGUACAUCUGUCUCUACUCUUUACUUUCCACAUUGAGAAGCAUUUGAAAAAGAGUUAUUUUUAAUAUAAUAAAAUGUUCUUAAUUUUCUUUAUUUUUAAGAAAAUAAAACCAUAUAAGGUAAUUGUAACUAGGUUGCUCACACUGUCUUCAGUAGCACUGAUUUCUUUUAGAUGUAAGUAGUACAGGAUUGCCUGCAGUAGAUAGCACACUAAGGCCAAACUAGAUGUGUUGGUUAUAAGGCUUAUUUGUUUUAACCUAAGUCUCACCUAAUCCUAUAUAAUAAAACCCUAAGAUACCUGCGUCCGUGUCUCUGGCGGGUGUUCUGCGCAUGCGUGGCGCGCGCGUACGCAGCAAUGGUAACUACGCAAACAACUGCGUGCGCGCCACCACCACGACGACCCUGGCGGGUUUCCAGCCCCAAGGGGUGCCUUCCCAGCAGCCAUAGAGCUGUCCCGGCUGCUGGACGGCCUCGGAGAAGGCGCCCACCGCCUCGGACGAGGGACCAGGGCGAAGCGCUCGCUCGCCCGCCCGCCCGCUAACGACCCGUCGCGGCCGCCCGGGGCUGCACCUCCCGGGGCCCGGGCAGCGCGGGCUGCCCCCGGCCGGGGGUGGGGGCUCGGUGUCAAGGUCUGGCCAAAUGCCAGGGAAGUUCACGGCUUGGCUGAACGCUGUCGACUGAAUGACAUACGUUGUUUUUCAGCAAGGAGUAGACAGCUGGUGACAGGAUUUAUAGUGGAAGCCGAUAGCUCCCAGCUGGCAAUAAUUCACGGCUUAUUAGCCUUCAGCAAGAGGCGUUUGCGCCUUCUAAUAGAUUCUAAUUGCGUUCUGCGUUUAGUGCGCCUGCGUUGUUGUGGUGUCAAUGUUUCACUGCAUAGUUCUUCUUCCGAUUGGUCUCUCACGCUUUCUGCUGACUCAGGUUGUUGUGCCUGCUCUAAAUCAUUAGUUGGAUCUACCACAGCCAUUUCAUGAACGCUGACAGCUGGGCUCUGCCCCUCAGACACUCCUGACUCGGCUGGAAAGUUGACAGCUUCCCCUUCCUCCUCGCUGUCAGAGAUCGAGGGCGUGACACUCGGUGCCCCGACGGGAGGCCGGGAGCAGCACUCACCUCACUGUCCGUCGAAGGCAUCGCAGCGGCCGAUGGCUCUGCUGCGUCUCUCUCCGCCAAGCAGCAGUUUCCGUGGGGAGGAACCAAGCCGGCCCGCCCCAGGCAGGCAGGUGCCUCCCUUCCGGCGGGCCACUGAGCAGCUCCCAGCCCGGCGGCGGCUGUCCACGUGGGGCUGCCCCGAUCCGGCCCGCCUCUGCCGCCCACGCGUGGCUGCUGGGCCAGCCAGACCCUGGAGCACGCCGCGCCCUUGGCGCAGCAGCAACACCCUCCUCCUCACCUGAGCCAGAGCCACACACCUCCCGGGCCAGAGAGAGAGAGAGAGAGGAGGCUGGCUCGCUCGCUCACUCCUGGCUGGUCCCGGCCAAUUCCUGCUCACCUGGGCCGGGCCUCCCUGCCAGCAGUCCCCCCUCCGGCUGUCAGGAAGCCUCACCUGCUGCUGCGCCCGGGGCCUCUCCCUCUCCUCUCCCUCCCACCUGUCCCUGCUGCUGCCCAGAUCCUGCCCACUCUGGACCCUCAGCUGGCCUGCCCCUUCUCUGUCCCAGAACAAAGCUUUCCUUUCCUCCAGUGUCUGCCCACCUGCAGCUCCUACCCUAACCAGUUGAUAACUGGAGAUUUCACAUUCAUGGUCCCAUCCUAAACAAACACAGAAAUGAGCCCAGAGGCAACAAGCAGAAGGAGGUCCACAUCCCAUGCCCUAGAAGAAAGACUAUACUUGCAAACAUUUCUACACAACUCUUCUAGCUCCCGUUAAUGCACCGGGCUUAAUGACUAGUUGCAUAUAAAAUGGGGAUGGAAAUUCAAUUUCUAGAAUAAAAGGGCAACAAAGGUGCAGUAUCUUCCUUGCCCGUGCCUUGCCUGUAGUUUGUUUCUCUCCCUGCCACCAGCACUUUUCUCCUGAGCUGAAUCCCAGUACUGCAAGUGAGCUUAGCUGCAAGAAAUGCACUUAGGAGAGAGACUGCAGAAAGGUAAAUAGUGGGCAUUAUUAGGUCUAUCAAUGGCUACUAGUCUAACAGCUAUAGGCCACCUCCAGCCUCAAAGGCAGGAUGUCUCUGCGCACCAGUUGCAGGGGAGGAACAGCAGGAGAGAGGGCAUGCCCUCAAAUGCUCCUGCCUAUAGGCUUCCAGCAGCAUCUGGUGGGUCACAAAACAGGAUGCUGGACUAGAUGGGCCUUGGGCCUGAUCCAGCAGGGCAGUUCUUAUGAGAAUUCAGCUGCCCUCAUCUGUAUCCCUUAAUCUAUGGAAUUUAACUGGGCACUUUAGUUCCAUUGACUCCAAUUGAACAUAGUUGCUCCUGAUCUUCAUUAGACUGUGACUAGUAUGCAUUCUAUAUCAUUUUGCGCACAUUUAUCACAAAAGCUAUUCUCAAAAAUGUAGUCCACCUUUCCCUGUCAGCCUUUUCAAUAAGACCAUAUGUUCCACAGAGCAUUUCUAAUAUCAGUGCCUGCUUUGCAAGGUUUUUCUCUUAUCAAAGUCAGUGGUAGACAUCCUGACAAAUGAAGAGUGUGUGCUUUGAGCCUUUGCAGGCACAAUACAUUAGCUUCCGUGCUACUCCCCGGGUCCUCUAGCAGGUGUUCUGUUGCAGAAGAGGGCUAGGAAUUUGGAGUUCUUCUCAUGCUCCAGAACUGCUCUGUACAAUCAGAAACAUGCUCCGAACUCUAGGUCCUCCUUUGCAACUGUGCAUGUGCUAGAAAAUCCCGGGAGUAGCAUGGGGCCACUGUGUGCCUGUGGGUUUCAAAGCUUGUGUACUUCGUUAGGAUGUCAACCAAUAUUUUUUGUGUUCAGAAUUGAGACUAACAGAUUUCCACAGUUGUGCUAAAGAUGGUAGGGUCACUGUGCACACAUGGAUCCUGUUCUUCAUGCUUAAAACCACAUUAGAUGCUGCUGAAUGCUAGGAAAAAGUACAGGUGCAUCUGAGUAGGAUUCUGAAAUACUUUAUUGCAUAGCAUGAAUGCUGAUGUGCACCACCCAAGGUGGAUAAAAAUAAUUUCAGUAGUGCUUACUCAUGACUAACUACACUGAAUGCCACCCCAUUACUUUAAAAAAGUUAAAAUCCUAUCUUUAAACAAUUAAGUUGGAUUUGUUUGAUUUAAAUUGGAUUUUAAAAAAUAAUAAUAAUCAUGUCAGCCAUUGUAACAAAGAAGCACCUUCUGAUGCUGAUACCAACAAGCAUCUUUGUACAAAAGUUACCAUGGAUGCAAAUAACAGACCCCAUUUGGGAAUAUUUUGAAUAAGUCUUUUCUAAGGAAAAUGUGGCAAAUGUAAAUAGUGCAACAAUGAAAUGCAAAACCAGGUUAUCAGAAUUAAGCAAUAUUAAAUCAUUUGGUUGUGUCCUAACUUGUGUUCUUGAAGAAAGGCAGUUCCAUUUGCACAAGGAGAGGAUAAUUUUCACCAAUCCCUGAUUCUUUUCAUGCCACCUUGCUCUGGAGGGUCCCCUAACCCUCAGGAGCAGAUGUCCGGGGAGAUGGGAUCCAGGAGAAAGGGGACAGGUAAUACUAUCGUCUUCUUUACACAAACGCUGGUGCCUUCCAUUCACAGAACAAUUUAGGAAAAAACCCAGUAUGUUUCUAUAGCAGGCAAUUAAUAUGCACUUAUAUUUAGGAGAUGAUAAUUAAUGGAUUUUUAAAAAGUCCAGUCUCUUUUUUUAUCAGUCUCUUUAUAUUUAUUUAUCAGUCUUUUCUUCAUUUAAAUUGCCUUAAUUUAAAUCAAUCAUUCUUUGAAGUGCUAGCUGUUCCAUCUGGGCCUUCUUAGUUUGGAAAAGAUCUGAUUGACAUAAUAUACUUGGACUUCCAAGCAUUUGCAGGGAGACAUAAUAGAGAUAUAUAGAAUGAUGCAUGGAGUAGAAAGACUGGACAGGGAUUUUUUUUUUUUUUUUAAAUCCCUCUCUCACAACACUAGAACCAGGGAUCAUUCCAUGAAACUGAAAUCCAGGGAAUUUAGGACAACAAAAGGAAGUGCUUUUUCACACAGUGCAUAAUUAAUCUAUGGAAUUCUCUGCCAUGGGAUGUGGUGAUGGCCACUAGCUUGGAUGGCUUUAAAAUGGGCUUAGACAAAUUCAUGGAAAACAUGUCUAUCAAUGGCUACUAGUCUGGUGGCUACAGGCCACCUCCAGCCUCAGAGGCAAGAUUCCUCUCAAUACCAGUUGCAGGGGAGCAACACCAAAAGAGAGGAUAUGCCCUCGCUUCUUGCCUAUGGGCUUCUCAGAGGCAUCUGAUGGGCCACUGUGUGAAACAGGAUGCUGGACUAGAUAGGCCUUGAGCCUGAUCCAGCAGGGCUGGAGAAGUUCUUAUGUUCUUACUCACCCUGGAGAACCAUCUGUAUUCUGAUGGACAUCAAGUAUAAUCUUUUAACACCUACGGUACCAUCUGUAUCUUGCUUAUUCUGACAGGCGCUGCUAUAAGUGGCUUUCUUAUCCCAGUAGGAAUAUGCAAUACCUUGUUGCAUGCAGCUAACUCUGGAUUCAGGUGAUUUGAACACUGAGCUCAGAGAAAUGAUCGCCUUUUACUAGCUUAUUGUAGCUGCACAGUUUGGGGUUCCAUAGCUAUCUGUAAUUUUCUCUCAAGUGCUGAUGGUACUCUUUAAGGGACUUUACAUAGCAGAAAUGAUAUUUUGCUUCUAUGUAUAAAAACAAAAUCUGCUUCUAUAAUGAAUAUGCUAAAUUGAAAUAAAUAUUUUUGUACUUUGAA
Molecule: messenger RNA, 7855 nt
Organism: Hemicordylus capensis (graceful crag lizard)
Lineage: Eukaryota; Metazoa; Chordata; Lepidosauria; Squamata; Cordylidae
Gene: STEAP2
Product: STEAP2 metalloreductase
Exons: 5
Coding region: 1204-2673 (489 amino acids)
Biological process (GO): copper ion import
Cellular component (GO): plasma membrane; endosome
Molecular function (GO): ferric-chelate reductase (NADPH) activity; cupric reductase (NADH) activity
Source: RefSeq, a predicted model, not a curated record